CCCGCCCCCCAGCAUGCAUUUCGGCGCGCGAACUUGAAGUUUAUUUGCACCAGCAACAUUUUCGUGCAUUUUACAUGCUAACAGUACAACUGCACGGAGCACUUAUGACCUUUUGAAAUUCAUUGUCGUAAAUAGUACUGUAGAACCAAAUAUCGUCGUUUUUCAAUGACCGUGUACUAUCUUGCGUGUCAUUUUUGUAAAAAGGACAACAAAGUUUGGAAUACGCACACAGGUCUGGCGUGCCGAAGGUGUAUCGUUGUUACUCUUAAUGUUGCCAAAUGAAAAAUGAGAUCGUUCGUUUCGUUCCCCGUCGUAAUUUAGCCUCAUUCAUGGACUUGUCUGUCGUCUCCAAACACCUUGUCUACAGUUUAUGUACAGCAGGGUUGAUUUUGUUGAGUUUGCGGUGAACUGAGGAUGAGCAGCCCAACAGGCACACCCAAACCUGCUGACCCCUUUUACAAUUUAUGGCUACAACUAAGGGAAUGUCACCAAGAAGGACUUCAAGGACUUGAGGAAAAAGUGUGCAAGUUGAAAAAAGAACGCCGUCUAGAUGCAGAGAGUCUCCAGCUGUUUUAUACUCAUAACCAGGAGCUGAAGGAGCAAACCAAAACUCUGCAGGAUGCCAAUCGUCUUUUGGAGGACAGGCUGCGCACGAAAGAAUGCAAUCGAUGCGCAACCUUGGAAGAAAACUUGAAAAAAUGGCAAGAUCAUAGCGAGCAAACCAUCUCCAAACUGAAGUAUGAAAGAAAAUGCCUAGAAGAUGAAAACCGCAAACUGCAAGCUGAGCUGCAAAUAUUAAAGACAUGCUCCGAACCGCAGGCGGCCCUCUCCCCAGAACACGAAGAUGGCAUCAUCCCAGACUCUCCAGUCCUGGCCAGCUCACUUCCUGCGGCCAACAAACUGAAGAAACGUAAAUACACGGACAACAGCAGACAUGUCCACUAUGCAGAGGACUUCAACUGGGCACUCUUCAAAGAUCAAGAAUCAAAUGACACUACAAGACUGGCUAAAAGAACACAGAUGCUUGCUCCGAACACGUGUGAAAUGGAAACAUCCCAGAUUUUAGGAGAGGAGGAGAACGGAGUGAUAGCAGACACAUGCGGCCUGGAACUUGUCAACACACUUCAUAUAAAAACCACAGCCGAAGGAAAGCAAUUCAGCUCAAAACCAUCCCGCUCGUCUGGUGUUCGUCCAAAGCCUCGUCGUAUGUCUUCGCUGUCCGCACCCAUCCACAGUCCAGACUCGACCACGGCAAAGUCCUCAUCUCUUCUCCCUCGUGGUGAGAAGCUGACCGAUAGUGGCGAUCUUGGCAAAGACAAAACAACAAAGGACGAUGAUGAUGAUGAAGCAAAGGGGCCGGAGGACGGCGAAACGUGCGACCGUGUCAAUGGGAAGAAAUCGGACAGCCGAGUGGAGCCGAUGAAACAAACCUGCAAGACCAUGAAGGCUCAAAGCUUCACGGAGCCACCUGGCAGCAGGGUUCAAACUCUCAACCAAGCUUUAAAUGUUGACUGUGGAAGUCCAGCUUUCAAGAAGCCAAACCAGAUACCAAAAGAAGAUCACCGUAGACGGAGCCACCCUCAGGUCCAGAGUGCUACGCACAAACGAGCUCUUCCGGAAAAUGCACAGAGGAAACACACCGUGGAGAACAUGUGGAGCAUCGACCCCGCGCUUGCCCUCUCCAUGUAUGACAGCGAGCAAGGAGCCGAUGAGGAUACAGAACAGCAACGUGAAGAAUUACUUGAUAGCGACUGCACUUGGAUCAGUCACAGCUUACUCCAAGGUCGAGGCGAAGAGGACGAGGAUGAGCGCGGUGUGUCAGGAAUUGGCGACAAGGCAAACGACAGUCUGGAUCGAAUGUUUGAUACCACCGCCCACGAGGAGUACAUAUCUUACAACACUUCACAAGUUGCCAGUUGUCCGUCUGAGGAUGAGGAGGAGCAAGAUGAAAAAGAGUCUCCAGAGAAGUCUCCACGAUUGCGCAAAGUGCAACACCCAACAUUUGCACACGCCGCGGUGGUUCGCAAGAAAGACGAGAGAAGAAAACUCAAAGGCACCACCUGCAAAGAAUGUGAAGUUUAUUACGCCCAUCUCCCAGAGGAGGAAAAAGUGAAGAAAUUGUCCGAAUGCUCUCGGCACCGCCAUCGCUUCAUUCCUCCCAGCACUCCGGAGAACUUCUGGGAAGUCGGAUUCCCAUCGACACAGACGUGCAUAGAAAGGGGUUAUAUCAAGGAGGAGCAGAUGCCGCAGUCUCGUUUGAGGAGAAAACAGCCAUUCGCUGCUCUCUUCUCCCCAAAGAAUAGCCAGCAGGAGAGCUGAGCAUAAAAGAAGUAGCGUGUCACGAUUCAUAUCACGCUGUCGCCGCCCACUUUUUUUCUCCCUCGUGUCACUCGGGCAUGUUGAAUAAAAACAAAGAUAUAUAUCUUGCAUAUGAAA
This is a messenger RNA of Hippocampus zosterae (dwarf seahorse), 2436 nucleotides long. It is a transcript of the gene rbbp8, whose product is annotated as retinoblastoma binding protein 8. The transcript has 19 exons. The record is from RefSeq and is a predicted model, not a curated record. Lineage: Eukaryota; Metazoa; Chordata; Actinopteri; Syngnathiformes; Syngnathidae. The coding region runs from base 415 to 2319 and encodes 634 amino acids. Gene Ontology annotation, cellular component: site of double-strand break. Gene Ontology annotation, biological process: DNA double-strand break processing involved in repair via single-strand annealing; double-strand break repair via homologous recombination. Gene Ontology annotation, molecular function: damaged DNA binding; double-strand/single-strand DNA junction binding; single-stranded DNA binding.